Penicillium macrosclerotiorum is the source of this 837-nucleotide messenger RNA. RefSeq names its product putative extracellular SCP domain protein Pry1. Gene Ontology annotation, cellular component: extracellular region. The coding region runs from base 1 to 837 and encodes 278 amino acids. Lineage: Eukaryota; Fungi; Ascomycota; Eurotiomycetes; Eurotiales; Aspergillaceae. The record is from RefSeq and is a predicted model, not a curated record. The transcript has 2 exons.
AUGGCCACCAUUUCUCGUUGCAAUGAUUCAAUGUCCAUAUUCUUCAUCUUGGUACUUGCAGUCCUCAUACUCGCAACUGCGACGGACGUCCAAGAAGUGAAGGUUGUGACGGUUGAGAGAACGGUUGAAGCAGCAACAGUCACCAUUCAGGCGACGCCUACCGCUCCCAGCCCUGCCUCAUAUACUUCACUGAAGGACUUCAAAAACACCAUUCUAAGUGUGAGCAAUGAAUAUCGGUCUACACACGAUGCCGAACCAUUGUUGUGGAAUGAGACUCUAGUGAAAUACGCGAAGAAUUGGGCAGAGACUUGUAUUUGGAAACAUUCGGGUGGUCCAUACGGCGAAAAUCUUGCUUUUGGAUAUGCGAAUGCCUCCGCUGCGGUUGCAGCCUGGGGUGAUGAAGGGGAAUUGUACAAUUUCCACAAACCUACCGGUUUCACUGAAAAAACCGGCCAUUUUACCCAGCUUGUAUGGAAGUCCACGACUGAAGUCGGAUGCGCCACCAUCAACUGCGGAUAUACUCAAGACAACAAAUCCCGAAGAGAGGUCGAUAAUGGAAGCGCGAGUCCACUGGUUGCUCGAGAACCGGAUGGGAGCACCCGAGCACAGGGCUGGUAUGUGGUGUGCGAGUAUACUCCAGCCGGCAAUGUGGUCGGAGAUCGCGACAAGUACUUCAAAUUGAAUGUAAAACCCACGAGUUCAUCGCAAACGACCAGCAGCGCCUCGACCGGUCAAUCCACCGGCGGGGGGACGGUAAAGAACGGUGUGGGAUCAACAAUACGGACAAUGCUCUUGGCCUUGGCCACGGUAGCGAUUGGGAUGAGCUUAUAUACAUAG